Molecule: messenger RNA, 5223 nt
Organism: Plectropomus leopardus (leopard coralgrouper)
Lineage: Eukaryota; Metazoa; Chordata; Actinopteri; Perciformes; Serranidae
Gene: unc13d
Product: unc-13 homolog D (C. elegans)
Biological process (GO): secretion
Cellular component (GO): exocytic vesicle
Source: RefSeq, a predicted model, not a curated record
ACAGCUUCCCUAUAUCACACAUACACACACACAGCGCAGCAGCACAGAGCAGUCUCUGGUUGUCAAAUGUUAGCAUCAUUAUGUCAGAUCAAAGAGAGUCCACCAGCACAGGAGGCAAUCAUCUGCAAACACCUGAACAGGAACAUGUCCUGUCAAGACAAAGACAGCUGUCGCCCGGCCAUGUACGCAAACUGGGGUUGACGAGGAAAUCCCGAGACAGGAGGGAUUUCAACGAAGACUUAAACCCAGAGGAGAAAGCACGGAGACACAAGGAGCAGGAGCUGAAGCCUCUGUAUAAGGAGCUGUUGUACACCAUCACUCAUAAGAUGGGUAAACCGUCAUCAGAGGAGGUCUUCACAGAUAGCCAGCUUCAUCAGUACAUAAAGGAGGCUUUCACAAUGACAGAGGCAGAGCACAACACCCUGACAGAGAAAGUACAGAGCACAGAGCCCCCAGUUUACUGCCUCAUGGCCACUGUAAAGGAAGCAAAGGGAAUCCUGGGAAAAGACGUCACUGGUUUCAGUGACCCGUACUGCCUGCUGACCAUAAUGGAGGAUGAGGCGGAGAGCCGAACUCGCCGGUCCAAAGCCAAGCCCAGUAAAUCUAUUGUAAAGGACGCUGUAUCGGAUGACAAAAUCUACCAGUCAGAUAUAAAGAAGCAGACCCUGAACCCCAUCUGGAACCAAACCUUCAUACUAGCAUUUGGAGACGUAGCCGGUGCCAGCUUCCACCUGGAGAUGUGGGAUAAAGACGAAGAGGUUUCACUCACUCAGAAACUAGAGGAGAUCAAAACCAACUUUAAUAGCUUAAGAAGGAUGAUCAAGGAGGCCAAAAAGGAGAAAGGCACAGAUGACUUUUUGGGAAAAGUGGUACUGAAACUACAGGAUCUCCACUGUACUGAAGACAACUGGUACAAUCUGGAGCCUAGAACAGAGACAUAUCCUGAUCGCGGCCAGUGCCACCUGAAUCUCAAGUUCAUCCAUAAACAGAGAGACGGGACGCUGAGCGCCGGUCGCAGUGCUUACAUCAACUACUGUGGAAUUCUGCAGCAGUUUGUUCAGGCUUACAUCUCCAAGCAACAGAGUUCUGCUCCAUGGAAAGGGGAACUGUGCGGUGAAGCUCAGACUCUGCUGGAGCUCUAUGCUACUCAGAAUGACCUCUCACCUUUCCUUCAGGACCUGGCGAAGUGGGUGGCCUACAGCAAGCUGUACCAGAGUUUAGAGGUGGACUCGUCUGUGCUGCUCCAGCAGCUAACCAGUAUAGAGUACCACUGGCAUCAGCAGGAGCUGCCAUACCAACAGAAACAGGAACUUGGGGACUCUCUUCAUGGCUUCCUGCAGUACGGCCUGUGCCUCGUGGCCAAAUACAGAGACAUCUUCCCCCCAACUCCCAGUGCCACUCCGAAACUCCACACACUGCUCAGGAUCUUGGUCCAGAUCUGUAAGACUCAGGCGUUCCAGAAACUGAACCCAGCUCAGUUUGAGUUACAUGAUGAGGUCAGCGAUGCCAUACAGACAGGUACACAGGAGUGGUUUACUAUCAAGAAGGGUUUGCAUCAGCCAAUGACUAAGGAACUGUCAGAGAUCGUCAACGCCCUCUCCAGGUUGAUUGGGGAAGUGCAGGAAGACAUAAAACACAACAAGGAUGCCUGGAAUAGGGUGUUUGUCAGUGCCGUGCAAGUGGAUGUGUUCACUGUCGUCUACAAGAGGUUUGACUCCCUGCUUGCAAAGGAAGUGAGGGAAACUUUAUCUGUAAUUGAGGGUCAGAUGGAGCAGGGUUUAGCCAACAACCUGUUCCCCGUUUACCUGAGCCUGCAGGCCAUCCACAAAGACAAGGCUUUCUUACAGAAAAGGGGAUUACUCGAGUUGACAAACUUUCAGGAGGGCUUCAGAGAGGCUCUGCCUUACUGGCUGAACCAGGCGUUCAGCACGACUCAGGACAGGGUGGAGAGGGCUGUGCAGGUAGACCAGCUCCAGCCCCUGCAGUCCGGUGCCGUGCCUAUCAAACACAGCUCCUCAGCAGUGGACCUGGUGGCAUGUAUCCAACCUAUCUGCCAGCUGUGGGAGCAGCUGUCCUGGCCCGACCCCGAGGAGGCCUUCAUGCUCAUGGUCAAAAUCACUGAGGAUGUGUGUAAGAUUGUGGUGAACUACUGUCACAUCCUGAAAGAGAGGGUCAGGGUGCUGUCUGAGAACUCGGACCACGGCAGCGCCAUCAACAUGUUGUGUGUGGUGGUGAAUGACUUGGAGCACUUGCGGUCGGUGCUGACUCGACUUCCCACACAGCUGAACUGGCCUGGGCUUCGAGAGCGGACUCAAAACGUAAUAGGGGAAAGCCAGUUCCACAACACCCUGCCCUCGCAGCUACAGCAAGCCCAGAGCGUCCUCGGCCGAGAAAUCCGCUCCGCUUUAGACACUCUCGGGAAAAGGUUAAACACAGACAUUGAGACUCAUGUCCGAAGCAUGUCAACCAGGCGGAGGAUUCCCUCCAAGUCCACAGAGGAUGCUGCAGCCCCUCUGAUGCGCUUCCUGGAGCAGGAGCUGCAGUAUAUGAAUGAAAACCUGGUCCAAGAGAACUUCAACAGUCUUCUGACUCCAUUGUGGAAUAACUCAUUGAAGAUCCUCCACCAGGUGGCUACCCAGCAUCCACAGCAGGAAGGGCUCAUGGUGUUCUGCCAGAGGCUGCUCUAUACACUGCAGUGCCUGGAGGAGUGCUUCCACGCUGGGGGAAAUGGGCUCCAUCUGAAUACACUCCACUCUGAUGAGUACAAGGUUCUUAAAUCUCACCUGACUCACAACUCUCUGAGCAGCUGGCAGCUUGUGGAGAAGUUCCUUGAAAAGAAAAUAAGAGAGCAGAAAGAUUACAGUGGAGAGAAAUAUGGUGCAGUCACCCUCCUCACGUCCUACAGGAGAUCAGACCAAAGACUCAGAGUUGAGGUGUUGAAUGCAGUCAACCUCUUACCAAUGGACUCUAAUGGUUUGAGCGAUCCAUUUGUGCAGCUGUGUUUGGAGCCUAACCACGUUUUUCGUGAGGUCGAGCCUCGCUGCACUCAGAUCAAAAGCUGUGAUCUCAAUCCUCUUUUUGACGAGGUCUUUGAAUUUCUGGUGUCCCUGGAUCAGUGCCAGGCUCCAGGGGCUUGCUUGUUGGUGACAGUUCUGGACCACGACACCUUGAGGACAGAUGACUUUGAAGGCGAGGCCUUCAUGGCCCUCAGGGACAUACCAGGAGUUAAGAGCGAGGACGCCACUCCUGCUCAGAAGCGACUGCCUUUGAUGCACCCUAAACCUAACGAGGACAGCAUUCUGAAGUUACUGGAGUCCAGGAGAGGAGAGCGAGAGGCUCAGGCCUACGUGAAGAAGCGGCGACAGAGAGAGAAACAGUCCCAGGAGGUGAUUCAGCCGUAAACAAACACACAGACAAUUUCUUCCUCCAAAAAUAUACAAUUUGUUUUAAUGAUCUGUACCAAAAAACAAAGAAAAAUGCACUCAGAAAGAAACACUGUUGUUGGAUGAGCUGUGUGUGGACAGUAUGCUGAGCACGGGUUUACCAAAGACCAUCACAGUGAUCAUGAACACUUUCACACCUGCAUUUUAAACCUCACACGCCUUUCACAACUGUCUGCUUCCUGAUGCGUUGUCUAAUCAGUGCAAGAGAUAAGUAUGACAUCACUUAACUAUGUGUGUGUGUAUAUAUAUAAUAUAUAUAUUAGACUACAUUUGACACACUGUGAAAUGUCAAAGAUUACUACAAAUGUAAAAAUUUUGGCAGAGAAACCUGUCGCACGCUGAUUUUUAAACAUAGAAAAUGGGCCGGUUUUAACAAAAAAAAGUUUAUGUUUGAGUUAACAUGAAAAGCGUUUAAAUAAAAAAUUAAAAAUAUGUAAUUUCAAAGACUACACAAGUUGACUGAGUACAUUUUGCGUUGAUUGUGUUAACAUGCUUUCCUCUUCCAGUUUAUGUAGAAGAAUAUUAGAAAACCUGAGUGUUUUAACAGAGGCCAUCUGUUGUCAAUUUAAACAAAUAGAACUACAUUUUUUAAAUAUUAUCUGUUAUUAUUCAACAGUAAUUGACCAUGAAAAAAUCUAAAUUAAACAAGAAAUUCAAUAUAACCUAGACAAGCGCUACCAGCAGACUGGUGUAUCGGCCCCCUUUUGGCUGUAGACAGGAUCAUUGGAUGAUGCUAAAUAUGCCCUUUAAGUGUUUUCAGUCAGACCUGUUGAUUCUAGCACAGCUCGUAACCCUGCUAACUGCUAACUGCUGUGUCAUCCAUCCAUCUUGAAGGUUUUGAGAUAUUUGCUGUCACACAACAGUACAUUUACCUCUUUCCAGAAAUUCCAACACGGUUAGUCAUGGUAACCUGAAUUAGAUGUAGGCACACAGCAGAGUGAACCGGAGUGACACCACCUGGCCUCCAAGCAUUACUUAAGUAUAUCUCAGCUAAGGUAGUUUUACAUUCACAUAUGUGCUGUCACAAAGCUUAGGAAACUCAUCCAUGAGGACCGGUUUACUAACGCAGCGUGUCCGGCUAGUAGACUUACUCUAGUAGAAAAUAGUUGUCAGUUAAAGCACUCAUGAGAAAUGCUCCUAACGUUUGUGGUUCUUGAUGAUUCUUGUGGUUAAAGGAAUGGUUUAGAUUAGAUACAGAAGUGCAGCUGUAUGGGGUAUUUAUCCAUAGUUAGUGUAUUAAAUACAGUAGAAGUCAGUCAUCACACCACACAUCACAUCACCACUUUGGAGAAGCCGAAUGAAGUCCGACACAGAAACUAAAUGUACAGCUGUGGAUGGAUCACCUCAAAACGCAUUUUAGCCUCCUAAAAUAGCCCAAAAAUCAGUAUCAGUUGAAGUGUGCACUAUAUUGAGAGUAUUUUCAGUUUUACCUUUACGUUGGACAACUUGUUGGGUAUGAGAAAGCCAUUAACAGAUUCAGUUUCACAUCUAUGCUCUCAUUAAAAUUGAAGUCAUGAGGGUCCACAUCUAACAACCGCAAAACUACAUCAAAACGUCCGUUUACAAACUCCACACAACUCUUACAGUAUAAUCCAAGUCUCAUUUAUGUGAUCAAUGGAAAAUUGCCAAAAUUAAAUUGAAAAAGAAAUUUGUCUAUGUUCUCUUCAAAGCCAGACUCCAGGGUCAUUUUAGCCUGCUGAACACAGGAGACGCUGGUCUACCGCUGCUUCUGUCAGUCAGUUUGAUUGUUAUUGUGUGACUUUGGUGAAUCUGAACUAAC